Molecule: messenger RNA, 3034 nt
Organism: Macrobrachium nipponense
Lineage: Eukaryota; Metazoa; Arthropoda; Malacostraca; Decapoda; Palaemonidae
Exons: 9
Coding region: 206-2236 (676 amino acids)
Source: RefSeq, a predicted model, not a curated record
CUUCCUUUUGGCAGGUUGGCAGGUUCAGUUGGCUGGCAGAGGGUGGUCUAGUAAGUCGGGUUCGCUACGUCCUCGGCAGCUCACCGUCACUGAAUCGCGAAAGUUGGCCGUAGAAAAGAGUUGAGGAGGGACUGGAAUCGCUCAAUUAUUUGACCUUGAUCUGAAAAUUUUGGAGUUCUCGUAAAACAAUAGAAAUAUUUUUGAGAUGUACUUCCAACGCUUAAUACUGACACUGGUGCUUCUGUCGACCUUAACUUCGACGGCGGUCGAAGGGCAGGGUGGCACCAGGAGGCGACAGAAGCCAGCCAAGCGGCAGCCCCCUGCAGUCACCCUCCUGUCUACCCGCAAUGAACCCGAUUGCAACGGCGAAGAGACCUUCGAACUGAUCACGGGAUUUGUCUAUUCAUCAGCCGACGACAUCAUCGAUUCGCAGAUUGGAACUCUGCAGCUCAGCGACUGCAUUGACUUAUGCCAAGAGAACCCGCAGUGCCAGGCACUCAACUUCGAGACCGGGCUGUGCGUCCUCUUCAGAACGGCAGCUGGUGAAAAUUCAGGUGGAUUAGCUGUGUCCCAGUUCCCAGUAUUCACUUUGUACGCCCAGAAGGUGUGCUUGCCCCCAGGGAGGUCAGCGUGCCCUACCGCCUGGGCAUACGAGACGGUGCCAGGCUUGGGACUGACAGGACUGUUCGCUUCUGAGAAGAGGCCGGCCGACAGCCGAACAGCUUGUGCCUCCAUGUGCAUCCUGGAGAGUCAGUUCAAAUGCAGGUCUGCCUCCUUCAACGCAGCCAGCAAGACUUGCACCAUGUCCCAAAUCGACCGGAACAUGGCAGGCAGGAAGAAGCUCUUGGCAAUCCGGUCGGACGACGACUACAUGGAAGUGAGCUGCGUGCCAAAGCCAGAGAAGAUGUGCGAAUUCCAGAGCCUGCGCGGCCGCAUCCUCAAGACGGUGGAUGCCGUCUUCCAAGACGUCGACAGCGCCGAAGAGUGCAGGAGCAGAUGCUCUAACUCCAGCUUCACCUGCUAUUCCUACGACUUCAUGUCUGCCGGAGAGAAAAUCUGCCGACUUUCUCACCACUCCUCUGCCACACUGGCCCACAUCCAGGAACCUUACCUGGAUAUCGAAAAUGCCACCACACACGAAAUGCAGUCAUGCUACCAGAUCACUGUAGAAUGCAGAGGAAACGAGAUGUUGGCCAAGAUCUCUACUUCGACUCUCUUCGACGGCAAAGUUUACGCGAAGGACAGACCCAACAGCUGCGUCAUGGACGUGCGCAAUGCAACCGAUUUUGAGAUGAUCCUGCCUUACAAUGACGUCAACUGUGACGUCGUCCAGGACGGACCAGGAAUCUUCUCUUCCAACAUCGUUAUCCAGCACCACGACAUGAUCGUGACCUCGGCUGACCUGGGUCUGGCCCUGCACUGCAAGUACGACCUCGUCAACAAGACUGUCACAAACUCUCUCAUCUCGGGACUGGAAGUCAAAGGAGCCGUCGACACGGCCGAGUUCUUCCAGGAAACCGUCGUCGAAUCUCCCAAUGUUGUCAUGAGGGUCACCGAUCGCAAGGGAGCUGACAUCUUCACAGCACAGGUGGGCGACAACUUGGCUCUGCGAUUCGAGAUCACAGACAAAAAUACCCCUUACGAGAUCUUCGUCCGCGAUCUUGUGGCCAUGGACGGCCAGGACAACUCCGAGAUCCUUCUCCUGGACGAGAAUGGUUGCGCCACUGAUCCUACCAUCAUGCAGUCCGUGGUUCAGGUGGACAGGGGCGUCGUACUGCAAGCUCCUUUCCAGGCUUUCAAAUUCCCAGCCUCCGACGUGGUGCAAUUCCGAGCCGUAGUUACGCCCUGCCUUCCCACUUGCGAGGCCUACCAAUGCGACGUCCAGGGAUUCGACGGAGUCGCCCGAAGCGAGAUAUCCUACGGAAGGAAGAAGAGAGCGGUCCAAGACACGGAGAUCAUGGUGGCCCAGUCCGUGCACAUCACAGACAAGUUCCAGUUCGCCUCCGCCAUGCAGGAGGAGGUGGAAGUGGAGGCGGCAGAGGGCUCCUGCUCCUCCUUCACGGGCGUGGUGGUGGCCAUCGCCCUCUUCCUCCUGGCGCAGCUGGUGCUCCUGAUGGCGUGGAGCUACCUGUGGCACAAGAAGAGAGCCACCAAGCAGAUCGACCCUUCCCCUCCCCCCCACUACUUCGGCACCACGUCGUCCAGAACGUCCUCCACAACAUAUCUCUCCAAUUAAAUCCUGCGCCCCGUCGCCUCCUCCUCCUCCUUCAUUUGUUUAACAGUCUACGUUCUCUCUUCUCUCGAGUUCUUCAGAACACUCAUCUGAUGAAACCGAGCGAGGAAACAUUCAUUCAUUUUCAUUUUAGUUUCCCCUAUUAGGAGUUUGUUAUACAUGGCGUAACUGAAUGAUAUACCAUUUCCGUUUUCUAUAAAUGAACGGCAUGGUCAAUCGCUAAUACCUCUCGUAUUUGUUGUUACGCAGUCCUGCAGUUCAUGUGAACGGAAGCUUUUACCUGCCUGAAGAAAGUAGCAUAAUUGUACCAAGAAACGAUCAUCACAGCAGUCAAUUAUGUCUAAUGUAAAGGUUACUCAGCAUGUAUGACAAAUGCACGUUAACAUGGGCAUCAUUAGGAAUAUGAUCUACAUAUCGUUAUCAACCAGACAAGGCUUUGGAGCUUUGUGAAGGGCAUAGAAUAUUUAUUUAUUUCCUUACCAUACAAACUUUAGCUUAAUUUAAUUUUGGACCCUAGAAUUCCCUAUCAAGCAACUUCUAUGUCAUUAACGUAUUUAUUUAUUUAUUUUGUGCUGCAAACAUCACUACGAUCACUUUUGGGAUAUGCUCUGCUUUGCUGUCUAUAGCCGUCUUUUGGUUUUGUUAUAAAAUAUGAAUAGAGAAAACGAUAGGUAAAAAGGUGCUACUGGUUCGCGAUUUUUCUGUAAAAUUGCAAUUAUAUGAAAUGUACCUGAUUUACCACAAACGAAAUUAACACAAACAUCAAUUUUAAAACGCACACACACACACAUAUGUAUAUAU